Molecule: messenger RNA, 2022 nt
Organism: Guillardia theta CCMP2712
Lineage: Eukaryota; Cryptophyceae; Pyrenomonadales; Geminigeraceae
Exons: 4
Coding region: 1-2022 (673 amino acids)
Cellular component (GO): Golgi membrane
Molecular function (GO): fucosyltransferase activity
Source: RefSeq, a predicted model, not a curated record
AUGGAGGAGCAUCGGGACAUCGUGCUCGUCCCAUGCCAGGAGAGCUACUCGUCGCUCCCCCUGCAGACCCUCGCCAUGCUGAGCUUCUUCUCCCUCAAUGUGUCGGUCCCAUGGAUCGUCAAGACGGACGACGACGUCUUCAUCCGGGCCAACUCGCUCCUCCUCCACCUGCAGGCCGUCGCGUCCAUGUACCCGCCCCGGUCAAGAGUCUACGCAGGAUGGAUCGUGAGAGGAGCUAAGGUGCAUCGCAACGGCAAGUGGGCGGUAAGCAAGAGGCAGCAUGCGGCGGAUGUCUACCCGGCAUACGCGUCCGGGCCAACCUAUGCACUGACGCUGCCGCUGGCGAGGAGGAUCGUUGGGAUGAACAAGAAGCUGCUGGAGGAGGGUGGGGAGGAGGAGAUGGCGAGGUCGGUACACCUCGAGGACAUCGCGACCGCCCUGUCAGUGGACCAGCUGUCGAGGUCGAUGAAGGUUCACCUGCAUGACGACCGCAAGUUUCACAAGGGAAGGUUCUGCGAGCCCUGGGCCCUGUCGAUCCUCCUCGAGGGCGGGAGGCCCCUCCUGUUUCAAGAUCAGGACCUGCUGCAGGCCAUGCUUGCUCUCUCAGCCUCCGAGCGUGAGUCCUCGCUCAACGCCACGACCUCGCCUUCUGCUCCUGCUGCUCCUCUCGAGGCUGAUGAGUUCUUCUGUCCCCCUGGCACUCUGCGAUCUGACGUGGAGGGGAGAAUCGCUUGCUCCUCGUCUCUCGGGAACCCGCGGGAGGUGAAAGAUUGUGCUCCAUGGCUUCAUUCCGCCAGAGAGGCGCGGAGGGGCAGGGGCAGGGCCCAUCCUCCCAAGUUCUGGGAGAACCUCUUCCCCGGAGGAGGAGAGCGAACUCAGCGAUCAGCAGAGGAGGCUCUCCUGCGCGAGGGAAGAAGAGCGAGGGAGGACUGGGUUGCGCAUGUAAGGAGCAGGGCGGCUGCUCGGGCAGCGAACCUGUCGGAGGUGGUGAGGGUGGGGUUUGCCGAUGACGUCGAGAUGUAUCAUCCUCAUCUCUCCGUGCUCGGCCCGCAGGCGUGCGAUGUCCCGUGCGUCUUCCUGGCUCCCCGGGCGACCAGCGACGCGCACGUUGUGGUCUACCUGGGGGACGCUGAGGUCUACCGCAAGGAUGUCGGGGGGAGGAGGAUUGAGAGGAGGGGGGGGCAGGAGGGGGGGCAGGGACGCCGGAAGGGGGAGGCAGCAGGGUCCGAGGAGGAGGGCGCGGGGCCCCUGAACGCUGUUGUGUUCCGCGAGGCUCUUUCCAAGUUCCCCCGGAGGGCAGCGGGCAAGUACGACUUGUUCAUCGACUACAGGAGGGCCGGAGGCCUUGACCCUGCCGUCCCUCACGUCUCCUACGGCUACCUCGACGAUGUGGAGAGCCUGCUGGCUGACGCCAGGCGAUCUCCUCCCCUCCUCCUCCGCCCCGUCCUGAUGUCUGCCGUCGUCCUCCGCUGCGGCAACCGAAGCGACGCCGGGGAUCGGAGGGAGCAGAGGAGGAGGCUCGUGGAGGAGCUCUCGGGCCUCAUUGAGCUGCGGUCAUAUGGCCAGUGCGCCAACAACGCUGAGUGGCCGAAGGAUCAUUACAGGGACAAGCGGCAUGGCUCCAUCCCUGUCGUCUCCGCCGGCUCGCACGUUCGCCAGUUUGCGCCUCCCAACAGCUCCAUCUUCGUGCAAGACUUCUCCUCAGCGCAGGAGCUCGCAGACGCGAUCCUCGAGGUUGAUCAGAGUGAGGAGAUGCGAGAGGGGAUGCGCGAGUGGAUCUACAACUCCUCCAUGCCCGGCUGGGUGGAGUGGAGGAGAACGAUGAGGUCGAUCGAAGGCUCGUCUGUGCGGUGCAGGGAGGUCAGGAAGCGGCUGGCUCUGCUCCACGUCCACCGCGAUCCUCAGCUGAGGGAUGAGGAUCUUAGAGCGAGUUGGCAGGAGGCAUCUGCUGGGGUAUCAAGAGCAGAGGAGGAGAGGAGGAAGAAGCUUUCCGAUGCGAGGAAGGUCAGAGUUGAGCUCUGA